AAGAAAGCUACGACAUUAUACAUUUAAAAACUAAAACAAAUGUCGUACGACUGCACACAGCAGAUCGCCAUUCCCAAAAUGGCAACAAAAGUUUUCGUACACGGUCGAACAACGUAAAAAAAAAAUAUGUUGAAAGACUUAGUAAGUUAACUAUUUAAGUAGUUAAGCAAAUCAGUCAGUAAAUACAAAGAUGUCUCUUAAGCUUCCUCAAGUACCCAACUCCGGGUUAUUCAAACAGGGGUAUCAAUCUAUGUCCAAUGCCGAUGGAGCCAUUGUUAGAAAUAUUGAAGCAGUUCGAGAAAUUUCAAGUAUUCUUUUAACAUCAAUGGGACCAAGUGGUAGAAAUAAAAUUAUAGUUAAUAAAUUAGGGAAAAUUUUUAUAACUAAUGAUGCAGCCACUAUGUUAAAUGAAUUAGAAAUUGUUCAUCCAGUAGUUAAAAUUCUUACAAUGGCAUCAAAACAACAAGAAUUUGAAAUGGGUGAUAAUACAAAUUUAGUAAUAAUAUUAGCAGGAGAAUUUUUAAAUAUAGCUGAAAAAUUAAUAAAUUUAGGAUUAAAUGUUACAGAAAUUAUUCAAGGUUAUAAUUUAGCUAAUAAAUUUGUUCUUGAAACUUUGGAUAAAUUAGUAGUUGAUAAUGUUGAAUCAUUACUUGAUGCUUCACAUUUACAAAAGGCAAUUAAACCAGUUAUUGCUGCUAAACAAUAUGGUUAUGAAGAUUUAAUUUCAAAACUUGUAUCUGAUGGAGUUCAAUUAAUAUUAAAUCCUAAAAAUCCAAGAGCUUUUAAUGUUGAUAGUAUAAGAGUUGUUAAAAUUAUGGGAUCUUCAUUAAGUGAAAGUCAAGUUAUAAAAGGUAUGGUAUUCCCAAGAGAACCAGAAGGUAGUGUAAAGAAUGUUAAAUCAAAAUCAAAAGUUGUAGUUUUUACUUGUCCAAUAGAUAUAUCAACUACUGAAACUAAAGGUACUGUAUUAUUGCAUAAUGCCCAAGAAAUGUUAGAUUUUUCAAAGGGUGAAGAACAACAAUUAGAUCAAAUGUGUAAAGAAAUUUAUGAUUCUGGUGUUAAAGUUGUUGUUGCUGGAUCAAAUGUUGGAGAUUUAGCUUUACACUUUUUUAAUAAAUAUAAUAUUUUAUUAUUAAAAGUUCCAUCUAAAUUUGAUUUAAGAAGAAUUUGUCAAGUUUGUGGAGCUACUCCACUUCCUCGUUUAGGUGCACCAAUGCCUGAUGAAAUGGGUGAAAUUGAUAUUAUAGAAACUAAAGAAAUUGGUGGUGAUAGAGUUACUAUAUUCAGACAAGAUGAAUCUAUUUCAAGAACUGCCACUAUAAUUAUUAGAGGUGCAACCCAAAAUUCUUUAGAUGAUGUUGAAAGAGCUAUAGAUGAUGGUGUUAAUGCAAUUAAAGGUUUAUUAAAAGAUAAUAGAUUAUUACCAGGAGCAGGAGCUGUUGAAAUUGAAUUAAUUAAAUUAAUUACAAAAUAUGGUGAAAAUACUCCUGGUUUAUUACAAUUAGCAAUUAAACAAUUUGCAAAAGCAUUUGAAGUUAUUCCAAGAGUUUUAGCAGAAACUUCAGGAUUUGAUUCAUCUGAAUUAUUAAGUAAAUUAUAUGCUGCUCAUUCAAAUGAUGAUGGAUUAAAAUAUGGUAUUGAUAUUGAUAAUGAUGAUUUAGUUGAUGUUUCAAUUUCAGGUAUUUAUGAUAUUUUAGCAGCCAAGAAAUCUGCUAUUGAUUUAGCAGUUGAAGCUACAAAUACUAUCUUGUCUAUAGAUCAAAUUAUUAUGGCUAAAAGAGCUGGUGGACCUCAAAUUCCUAAACAAGGUAGACCAGGUAAUUGGGACCUGGAAGAUUAAGUAUAUGUAUUCUAAUAGAUUUUAAUUUACUCUAUAUACUUUUACCAAUUGUAAUAAAUUUCUCUACUUUAUUAAAAUCUUUAUUACCAUUAAUAUCUUCAACUCCUCCACUAACAUCAUAACCAAUAACAUUAUUAAUUGUGACAGUAUCCUUUAAAUUAUCCGGAGUUAAACCUCCUGCUAAAAUGAAAUUUCCAAAGUUUAAUUCUUUAUUAAUUAAAUUCCAAUCUAUAACUUUACCUUCACCUCCAGCAUCUGAAUCUAAUAAUGGUAUACUAACACUUUUAAAAUUAAUAAUUUGUUCAAAAUCAUGAGGCAUAAUAUUAAUCUGUUGAGGUAUAACAUAUCUCGGUAUGACUCCAAACUUAUGAUUAAUUAAUUUGAUAUAUUCUACUUUGUUUUCAUUACCAUGUAAUUGUAUAAAAUCUAAUUCAAGUUUACUUGCUGUAUCUA
Messenger RNA from Scheffersomyces amazonensis, 2293 nucleotides. RefSeq names its product chaperonin-containing T-complex subunit (gene CCT8). Lineage: Eukaryota; Fungi; Ascomycota; Pichiomycetes; Serinales; Debaryomycetaceae. The coding region runs from base 191 to 1840 and encodes 549 amino acids. The transcript has a single exon. Gene Ontology annotation, cellular component: chaperonin-containing T-complex. Gene Ontology annotation, molecular function: ATP-dependent protein folding chaperone; ATP hydrolysis activity; ATP binding. Gene Ontology annotation, biological process: protein folding. The record is from RefSeq and is a predicted model, not a curated record.